This is a messenger RNA of Carya illinoinensis, 877 nucleotides long. RefSeq names its product glycine-rich protein A3-like. Lineage: Eukaryota; Viridiplantae; Streptophyta; Magnoliopsida; Fagales; Juglandaceae. The coding region runs from base 184 to 639 and encodes 151 amino acids. The record is from RefSeq and is a predicted model, not a curated record. The transcript is spliced from 3 exons.
CGCAUUCCUCGAUAAAUGAUCACCACGUACCAUAUAAUAUAUUUGUAUAUAUAUACGAGGGAAAGGCAAAAAUAUAACUCAGGCGUUUCAUUGUGAAGUGAGGGAGGUCUUGCUUUGGUUAAUACUCGAUUCUAACAGCUUUAACUCUGAGUUCAAGAAAAAUGGAAGGUGGAAGAGACAAGCAUGGUUACCAGUCUAGUGACAAAGGGCUGCAUUGUGCGGGAUACUGCCCUUCACAGGGAUAUCCCCCUCAAGGAUAUAUACCUCAAGUAUAUCCCUCAAGGGUAUCAAGGGUAUUCCCUACAAGCCUCCUACCCACCAGCUGGAUAUCCUCCUCCUCUGGUUGGAUACCAACCAGCAGGAUAUCCUCCCCCAGGUGGAUAUCCUCCGCCACCACUAGCCUAUCCUCCCCCACCCGCUUAUCCUGGUUCAUCAGUUCCAUAUCAAUCAGGGUACGGAUCGAUGGGAGGAUUGCUGUUAAGGGGUGCUGCUGCUGCUUAUGGUGCUCACCAGCUCUCCCACGGUGCUCAUCAUCAAGGAUAUGGGGGUUACUAUGGCUAUGGUCACGGAAAGAUUAAGCAUGGGAAAUUUGGCAAGCAUGGCAUGUAUGGGAAACAUAAGUUCAGGAAAUGGAAGUGAUGCAGAGUGUAUCGGUAGAUGCAAUGUUCAUGGGGAGCUCAAGGCUUGAAUGUUCUUAGCAAGCUUGGGGACAUUGUCCUUUAUAUUAGUAUAUGGUCUUUCUCAAAGUACCAUAAAUAAUCUUCUUUUAUGAAAAUGGCACGGCUACUGUUAGUAUAAUCGCUGUUGCUCUUGUUUCCUAAAUAGAUAUAUGCAAACGUCUCAUGAAUAAAAGAAGGCUGGAUUUGGAUUUUUUUCC